Molecule: messenger RNA, 709 nt
Organism: Saccostrea cuccullata (small rock oyster)
Lineage: Eukaryota; Metazoa; Mollusca; Bivalvia; Ostreida; Ostreidae
Product: tenascin-like
Exons: 3
Coding region: 40-600 (186 amino acids)
Source: RefSeq, a predicted model, not a curated record
UUCAUUUCUUUAGUUCAAUCUUAAAUUGUCUGGGUAACAAUGCGCGCUCACUGGAUUCUUUUUAUUUGUAUUGCUCUUUGCGUACAUGAUCGGUUUGUUUCCUCUCAGCCGUUUGAGUUUGGACGAUUUGGCGACUGUGGUUCAACAGCGUUGGCCGUAGAAUGUCCUGAUCAUGCAACUUGUGUAAAUGAUAAAUGUGUAUGUAACAGUGGUUUUGCUCCCGUUGAUGAAGAGCUAACAGUUGAUGACGAAAUAGUCACAGUAUGCAGAGAGGCCAUCUGCGACCCAAGAGACGGCGAGGGUGCAACAUCGGAUUGCAGCGGUAGAGGGGAAUGUGUCAUCGGAGAGGAAGGUUACAGAUAUGGAUAUGGCUUCUUUUACUGCCUUUGUGACCCCGGAUAUUACGGAGAAAGAUGUGAAUCCACAACCCCAUUGAUAGGAACUAGGAACCCUAUUUUCCCUUUCUUCAGAUCCACUACAACGAUGACCACCACUACACGGCGAUACAGAGGAGGUCUCCCAAUACUUCUUGGAGGUGGUGCCAUCGGUCUUGUUGCUCUUGCUGCUUUGGGAGCUGCACUGGCUUCUACUUCUGGUUAGGUGCCAUUCAGAACACAGAAAAAAAAACACGCCAACAGAACGUCUUUGUUAUCCUGAGAAUAUAAUAAAAUGAUUGUCACUAUGUAAUGCCUUUAUUGGAAGAGUGAAU